CUUUUUGCAAGUGUUAAACCCAAACCUUAGUCCCCUAUAAUCGUUCAAAGAAAUAUUGCCUUGAGGGACAAGUUCCAACUUUAUCUUGUAAACAUUGCUUGAAUGCCAGUGUGAUUGAAAUAAAAUUCGACAGUGUUAUCUCCUUUCAUCAUCAGUUCCUUGUAAUCUUUCACCAAAUUUCUCCCCGUUAGAUAAUUUUAACUAAUCAUUUUAGAUUAAUUUUUUAAAAUAAGCUAGUUUAACUAUACAUAAUCAAACCUGACGGUUCUAAUCUUACUCGAGGAGAAACACGUACAAUCUUUUGUUCACCAAAACAUCUGCUGCCCCUUUCAGCUGAGAAUCUUGUUUGGUCAUUGCUCAUGCCAGCUUCCAAAUCCAAAACCCUAAGCUCUAUGUUUCGCUCCGCCAGUAAAAUAUCAAAGCAAUGGAAAUCCGCUGCCCCUUCUACCCCGGCUGAGGAUAUUGCCCUAAAACAGUACGUCUCCUCCAUUAAAUCGCCAUCUUCAUCUCGGACUACUGAUUGUUCCAAGUCUCUCAGUGAAAUAGCCGCCGAAAGCCUGAAUUUUAAGUCAGCUGCUGAUUCUGGAGAAUCUGCAAAAGUGCUAUCAGGAGAAAUAUCGUCGAUACUAUGUGGUGAUUUAGAUUAUGAUUUGAUCGAUUCAGAAACGAGUAGCAACACAAGUUGUUUGGAAACUGUAUUGGAUGUACCAUGGUUAUCAAAUAUAGAUAGAUCCAAUAAGUCAUUACGGCGGAAAGAAAUAGCACGAGAAAGGAAGGAAAUAUGGACAUUCAAGAGUAGUCAGACAAGCCGUUUCCACCAGUUGGUUAAACAAUGUGCCUGUAAAUUGGGGACUGAUACUACCAUUAAAGUGUUUGGUAAAUUGGGACGAGAAACUGGCCUGAAAGAAUAUAAUGCUCUAAUAAGACUCUGUAUAGAGAAAGCCAGAGAAACAAAUGAUGAAGAGGUGUCGUUGAAGCAGCUUUCAAAAGCUUAUCAACUUCUUAAAUCAAUGAAGGAACAGGGUUUCCAAGUAAAAGAGGAGAGCUAUGGUCCAAUUCUUAUGUAUUUUAUUGAUUUUGGCAUGGCACAGGAGUUUGACUUUUACUGUGAGCUCAUAAUAGAUAGAAAUUCUGAUUCACUUGCAAGAUUAGCUUACUAUGAGAUGUUGCUUUGGAUUAAAGUUGAGAAUGAAGAUAAACUAGAAGAACUCUUCUAUCAUCUUUCACUUUAUGAUGGCGACGAUAAAUCCUCCUUUCAAGAAAACUAUCUGUUAGCACUGUGUGAAGAGGACCGUGUUAAAGGUUUUGUGAGGCUCCUACACACUGUUGAUAUAACAAAAAUUUCAUCUAUGAAUUGUGUCACAAAUAUAUUCAAGUUCUUGGGGAAGUUGCAACUGGAGUCCUUCGCAAAGAAGUUACUUCAGGAGUUAGUAACAAUAGAUAUUGGAGCAGAAAACAUCUCAAAGUUCAUUUACAAUUAUACAACUAGCAUGCCAAAUUUUGCGCUUGAAGAUGUGAUGCUUGAAUUCAAAAAUUUACAUGCUGAGUUGGAGCUUACACCAACAUCUUCCCAAUAUCAGAAGCUUAUUAUGUACUGUUGUGAGUUAUUUAAGGUACAUGUUGCACUUGAUAUGGUUGAUCAGAUGUUUGAAGCGGGUGUGACGUUAACGUUGGACACAUUUAAUUCCAUACUAGAUGCCUGCGAUAGAAGCUGUGAGUAUAAUUUGGUUCAUCGAAUAUAUUCAAUGUUACUUCGCCAUGGUCUCAAGCCAGAUAGCGAGACCUUCAGGAUAAUGAUAAAUAUGACUGUGAGAGCAAAAGAUUUUGAAGGUGCAUAUGGCAUGAUCGAAGAUUUGAAGAAAUUUGACGUGAUGCCUACCACUAGCAUGUACAAUUGCAUAAUGGCAGGAUAUUUCCGGGAGAAAGACAUUCAUGCUGCACUAAAGGUUCUCAAACAAAUGGAAGAUGCUAAUGUGAAGUCAGACUCUCAGACUUUCAGCUAUCUGAUAAGCAAUUGCACAAGCGGAGAUAACAUAUCUAAGUUUCUUGAUGAGAUGAAAGAUUCUGGAGUUCAAUACACAAAGCAUGUAUAUAUGGCCCUAAUAAAUGGAUAUACAGCGUCUGGACAGUUUGAAGAGGCUAAACAGGUAAUCUAUGAUCGAAGAGUACCUGUAAAGAGCUUCAAUGAAAUCAGAAGUGCGCUUAUUUCAGCUCUUGCAUCACAUGGACAAAUGCUUGAUGCCCUUAAAAUAUAUGAAGAAAUGAACAAAGCUCAAUGCAAGUUGGAGCCAAAAACAAUCAUAUGUCUCAUUGAACACCUUCAGUCUGAAGGAGAGUUGCAUAGAUUGCUGCACUUGCUUGAGCAACUAGAUGGCCUGGAUCGUUGGGUUGAUGCUUGCUUUAGGGUCAUAACAUAUUGUGUUCGGCACAACCACUUGAGAUCUGCUGUUGACUUACUCAAAAAGCUGGUAGAUGCAUACAAGAACGAUGAAGUGGCUAAAGAAGUUCUGUUUGAUGAGGUUUUCUGCCAGAUUGCGAUAAAUGAACCAACAAAUUUGCAGUUCGGCUUGGAUCUCCUUCAGGCUAUUAAGAAAGAGAUUGGUGUCCGCCUUUCAAGAAAAAGUCUUGAUUUCCUCCUCAGUGCGUGUGUCAAUGCCAAGGAUUUACAAGCUUGUUCUCUGGUUUGGAAAGAAUACAGAACAGCUAGUCUUCCUUACAAUGUUUUAAGUUUUGUGAGGAUGUAUCAAGCCUUGUUGGCAUUAGGGGACUACAAAUCUGCCGCAAAUAUUUUCAAUAAAAUACCAAGGGAUGAUAUUCACGUUUGCAGUGUACUCCAAGCUUGUCAAGAAACUUAUGGAAAAUCUGUUUCCGCAAAGGGGAAAAAGAAGAAAAACAAAAUUGGAAAGAGUGUGAGAUGUGAACAGUGGAGUUCAUAGAUGAUUUAGAAAAUUCUUAGCAAUUGCUUGAGAUCAACUUUUUGCAGAUCAUGUAGAUGUACAACUUUUAGUGCUGAGAACUCAUACAUUGGGCGUAGAGCUCUAUGUUAGUCCAGCUUUAGAAUUGCCCAGAGAUUCAACAUCAAGUUGGAAGUGGAUCAAGAGAAACGUGAGACACUUAUUUUGACUUCUGUUAUCAUGGAUUUAUAGCCUAUGAUCAUUUGAAACAUUGAAGGGAACUUGCACUGGAACGUAUAAAGGACUAAGAAUCAAGUGGUGCAGAUGUCUUGUUUCAUUUUGAAGAGCAAGGAGAGAAUCUGAAACAUGUGUCCUCCCGAGGUUUUAGUUCUCCCUUUUCCCAAAAAACGAGUUCUCUGUAGAAUCAUAUGUUAAUUUGGAAAUCAGGUGUAUGAUAGUUUCGUAUUUGUAAUUGGUCUAUGAUACACACAUUUAGCCUUCAAAUUUCCUACCUGAUAUUUUCGAUGGUUUAGUAGGCCUUACCUGUAUUUUCAUUUUGUAGCUAGUCAUCUUGUCUGGUGCUAACAUUUCAGACCAUUUGGUUUAAACCUUAUGUUAAUGGAACGAUUGUGAAAACACCAUAGCCUGUAAGGUAUAAACCCACAUGGAGAAUAAGAAAACAGGGCAUAUUGGUCUGCCUGUGGUUUUAAGCAGAA
Messenger RNA from Nicotiana tabacum (common tobacco), 3610 nucleotides. RefSeq names its product pentatricopeptide repeat-containing protein At4g04790, mitochondrial. The record is from RefSeq and is a predicted model, not a curated record. Gene Ontology annotation, molecular function: protein binding. NCBI's taxonomy places the organism in Eukaryota, Viridiplantae, Streptophyta, Magnoliopsida, Solanales, Solanaceae.